Molecule: messenger RNA, 4302 nt
Organism: Zalophus californianus (California sea lion)
Lineage: Eukaryota; Metazoa; Chordata; Mammalia; Carnivora; Otariidae
Gene: IQCE
Product: IQ motif containing E
Exons: 24
Coding region: 115-2868 (917 amino acids)
Molecular function (GO): protein binding
Source: RefSeq, a predicted model, not a curated record
GGUCGCGGCUGGCGCGCGGGCUGGCGGGCCCGGAGGCUACGGGCGGCCGGCGCAGCAGCCCAGCCCGACAGCCGCGCCCGCAGCGCCGAGGAGCGGCCGGGCAGCGCCGCCGCCAUGUCGCUGGGCACCGCGGAGCCGGCCUCGGAGACGGGAGAUGACGGUCUAUCUGCAAUUACCUUUGACUCUGACUUUGAGACGAAAGCAAAAAGGAAAAGUUUCCACAAACCUCCACCCACAUCACCGAAGUCACCUUAUUACUCUAAGCCGAGAAAAGUGGCGUCCUGGAGAUCUUUGAGGACAGUAGCAAGCAUGCCUCUUGGUAACAGAAUGUCCUUAACCCCACAGAAGCUGUGGCUGGGAAGCUCAAAUCAAGGAAGUCUGACCCAACCCCUGAAGUCAGACCUGACCUUGGAGCAUGCACGGACCAACCCCCCCAGCAGCACGCCCGACUAUCUGACAGAAGCUUUAAGAAUGAAGAGGUCACAUCUCAGGCGUUCUGCCAGCAAUGGUCAUGUUCCCGGGACCCUGGUCUACAGAGAGAAGGAAGACAUGUAUGAUGAGAUCAUUGAGCUGAAGAAGUCAUUGCACAUGCAGAAAAGUGAUGUGGAUCUCAUGAGAACAAAGCUUCGGCGCCUAGAAGAGGAAAAUAGCAGAAAGGACCGGCAGAUAGAGCAGCUGUUGGACCCAUCCCGAGGCCCGGAUUUUGUUCGGACUCUGGCAGAGAAAAGGCCUGAUGCCGGCUGGGUUGUUAACGGGCUGAAGCAGAGGAUCCUCAAGCUGGAGCAGCAGUGCAAGGAGAAAGACAACGUGAUUAACAAACUGCAGACUGAUAUGAAGACCACUAAUUUGGAAGAGAUGAGGAUUGCCGUGGAGACUUACUAUGAGGAGAUUCAUCGUCUCCAGACUCUCUUGGCAAGCUCUGAAACUGCAGGAAAGAGGACUCCAGGGGAGAAGAAAAUGGGCCUCAAAAGGCAGAAAAAAGUGAGCAGUGCCCUCCUGAGUUUGUCCCGGAGCGUCCAGGAGCUCACGGAAGAGAACCAGAGCCUGAAGGAAGAUCUGGACCGCGUGCUGAGCAACUCCCCCACCGUCUCCACCAUGAAGGGUUACGUGGAAUGGAGUAAGCCCCGGUUGCUUAGACGGAUCGCAGAGCUGGAAAAAAAAAUAAGUUCGAUGGAAAGCCCCAAAUUACACGCUUCAGAAGUGGUCAAGUCAAACGCCGUGGUGCGCUCUGCGUCCAGCUCCACUGUGCCCAGGCAGCCGGGAGGCGACCGGCAGGAUGACAGCGAGCGUCUCCGGGGGGCUGUGCAGAGCCUGAAAGGCGAGCGGAACGCCCUGCAGAUGCAGCUGCAGGAGAAAGAGUUGGAGGUCAAGCAGCUGCUACAGACCAACGCUGACCUGCAGCAGGAGCUGGAGCACGUGAAGGGAGGCGAGGAGGAGAGGCGAGGGACAGAGGAGGCUCUGAGAGAGGAAAUUCAAACCCUUACGAAGAAGUGUCAAGAACUGGAGGAAAUCAGGAGACAAGAGAGAGACGAUCCCGUGGAGAGGAGUCUUGAGACCCCAGAAGAACCCCGACCUUCCCUUCCCACCAGCAGGCCCUCUCAGCAGGACUGUGAGCCAGAUCCAAGCAAGGAGGGCUCCCGGCCCCCCUCUGCCUGCUCCGAGGGGCGAAGGGACACGGCGGCCAGGAUCCUGCAGACCCGGUGGAAGGUGUACCGACGUCAGAAAAAAAAGGCUGUUCUGACUGAGGCGGCUACGGUACUCCAGGCAGCUUUCAGGGGGCACCUAACACGGGUGAAGCUACUGCCGAGCCAGGCGUGUGCCUCAGAAGCCCCCGGCUCGCCCAGCCCGCCCGGCCAGGACCCGCCACCACGCCUUCCGAGCCCUGCCGUCCAGGCUGAGGACGACCCAGGGCAGGAGGCCAUCACCACCGUGCAGUCUGUCCUCCGGGCGCACCUGGCACGGGUCAGGCACAGUGCCUCUGGUCAGAGAACCACCACUGCAGCUUCUAGGAGGAGGAGACCCACUCUGGCCACCCCCUGCCAGUCACCUGCUGUGCCCUGCCCUGCUUCUCCUGGUCAGGAGGGCAGCGACACGAGCAGCGGGGAGACUGUGGACGGGCUGGCGGCCAAGGACAAGGCGCCGGGGCUGUGGGGACCGGGGAAGCCAGCAGCCCUGCAGCCCGGCUCUGCCUCACGGAGCUUGCAAACUGUGAACUUUGGUAUUUGUUCCAUAAACUCCAUGUACAGAGUUCAAGGAGCAAACGGCUGGCUUCUCCCUCAGGACCGCACCCUCAGCCACAGCCCGCGGAGCCUCCGCCUACGGAUGACGGCAGCUCGGACGACUCGGAUGAGAUUGUCGUUGCUCUGGCACUGCCCUCGAGGAAGGCGUCCCCGCCGUAGGCCCUGGGCCCUCCCGCAGUGCCGGCUCUGCCGCGGAGCUCAGGCACGCUCUAGAGGACAUAGUGACCAGAAUCAGAAAGUAGUUUAUCUCGUUAGGAAAGAACUACCUACUCCACAGCUCAGCGCUCUUGUUGGCUUUUCUCUUUGGUUUGGUUUUGCCGCUUGUCUGGCUGUUCGUGUAGGAAUCCUGAAGCCGUUGCUUCAUCUCUGCACUGGUUUUCAGGGUCAGCUGGACAGACGCAUGUGCCCGGGAUGGGGGCAGCCGCGAGCCCUGCAAACACACGCUCCAGGUAGCAGCUUCCUGGCCACCGUUGGCCUCGAGCCGGGAAGAGCUGCUCUGUCUGGAGCCACCCAACAGCAUCUCGUUCUCCCCACCAACAUCUCCGGCACCGUGUGCUCCGACCUCCACCCAGUAAGUAGGUCAAGCUGGACACGCUGGGGCCGUGCCUUCCGGAAGAGAGGGACGUGACAGGCUUGCGUGGGGCAGGCUCUCCCCACCCCCAUGACGGGACACGAAGAUGUCAGGGCCCCAAGGUGGGCUCGGGCUCCUUGGGCUGCUCCUUCCUGCACUUCUCCGCACAGACCUUCACCUGUCACCGUCCCCACCUCCCCGGGGCACUGUCCUCAAGAGCUGCCGUGCCCAGGAAGCAGUCUCGUGGGAUUUUGUCACUGGGCAGAUUAAGCCUUAAAAAAAUACCAAACUCUAAUUAAGAAGCAGCAUCAGGUUUGCUUUUGAGACCGGCAGGGGGGCAGGCUGUCCCCAGGCCCCGAGGAAGGGGCAGCGGGCAGCCCACAGGCCCUUGCUGCAUUCCCGCCCCGGCUCCGCGGCCCGGCCUCCGCCGCACAGAGCUCCACUCCAGAGCUGAGUCUCAGCCUUUGUUUGCGAGAUUAGCCCUUGCUGAUGGUAACAUGGAAAGCCUCCGGCUUGGGUGGCAUUUCCAGGGCCUCUAGAGCCCAUGUCCCCCGGGUCGUGUGUCUGACGUUAGAAAGCUUGCUCUUGCUGGGACUGAGCGUGCCCACUGGAGCCCUUCCGAGGUCGCAGCUUGGGAAGCACGACGUCCUUCUUGGGGAAGCUCGGGCUGUCCUCUCGGUGGUCAGGCAGCUUCUGGUUCCAGCACCAGCUAGGUGUGUGGCAGGGGGCACUCUGCAUCGCCGCUCCCCCCCCCGACACCCCGGGUGGGUGAGGGUCUCUCCAGCCCAGCCUGGCCCCCUGGAGUCACCGGGGCCCGCCCAGCUAGGUUCUGUUCACACAGCGGGUCAAGAAAACUUCAGCCAGGACGCUUGCUCGUUUAGCUUUUCUUCUUCCUUUGGUCUGUGGGCUGCUCCGUCAAUUCUCUUUUCUUUUUCUCCCACUGGACUGAUUGGUAACUUGAUUGAAUUCGUUGCUGGCCCUGGCUUGUGUCGUCUGUGGGGCCUGCUCCCCAGUGACCGGACCACCCUUCGCUUGGGUGCUGGGCUCGGAGCUCAGGGUCUGUAGGGGCCGGGUGAGCACCAGGGGCUGAUGAAGGCGGAUCCGCAGCCUGUGCGCUCCCACAACGCAUCUCCUCCUGCCCCUCACUCAAACUACGGGCAUUCUUGCCCACUCUUCGCUCUGAGGAGCGGGUGGCCUUGGGGGCUCAGGUCGUAGGGACAUCCCUGCCUCAGGCCUGGAGAACAAGGCCCGCUUGGGCGAAGGGCAGGGGGAGCCCCACGCGGCAUCCGGGCUGGCGUGUGCACCGUGACCAGAGUGGCCUGGCAUCAGGCAGGGCUGAGAAGGCAAAGUCAGUCCGUGCACUUGGGGUUUUCCAAGGAAACGCCCCGAGAAUUGUAAAUAUGUACACUUGGCUGUGCACCUUUGGUGCUAUGUUGUUGAUCUAUUAAAAGCAAGCAGUCUCAAAGCUGCUUGGUCACCGAGGCACCUCCA